This is a messenger RNA of Microstroma glucosiphilum, 1325 nucleotides long. Its product is annotated as PTPLA-domain-containing protein. The record is from RefSeq and is a predicted model, not a curated record. Lineage: Eukaryota; Fungi; Basidiomycota; Exobasidiomycetes; Microstromatales; Microstromataceae. Gene Ontology annotation, molecular function: 3-hydroxyacyl-CoA dehydratase activity. Gene Ontology annotation, cellular component: endoplasmic reticulum membrane. Bases 60 to 935 code for a protein of 291 amino acids. The transcript has 3 exons. Gene Ontology annotation, biological process: fatty acid elongation; sphingolipid biosynthetic process; very long-chain fatty acid biosynthetic process.
CCUCCUCACCGCUCCCUCGUCACCGCAACUGCUUCCUGCCCCCGUGUUCCCUACUCACCAUGAGCUCAAAGCCUGCCGCAUCUGGACGACCGCCAAAGAAGGCCAAGUCUGCCCCAAAGCCGCAACACUGGGCUGUGCGGUCGUAUCUCAUCGUCUUCAACCUCGUCUCCUUCUUUGGCUGGUGUCUCAUCCUCUCCUCUCUCAUCAAGCACAUCGUAAUCGGACCCCAGACGCCCUCCUACCCCAUCACCGUUGCAAGCAGGAUACUCGGAAAGUUCAGACCCAUCCGCAUCUUCUUCACCUCGACCUAUCCCAAUGUUCCCGCGCCGGUGUCUGUGGUGUUGCAGAGGGCCAGCCAGGUGAUGAUGCACCUCGGGGGGCUCGUGGCCUUUGUCCAGUCCCUCGCUAUUCUCGAGGUCGUCCAUGCUGCUCUGGGAUGGGUGCGGUCUCCUGUGCCUACCACUGCUAUCCAGGUAGCUUCGAGGCUCUUCUUGGUCUGGGCCGUCACCGAACGCUACUCAGCGGCUAGCGGUAGCGCGUGGUACGCCAGUAUGCUCUUCGCCUGGAGCGUGACGGAAUCAAUCAGGUAUCCCUUCUACGCAAAUGCUCUCAUGGGUUCGGAAAGCAAUGGUCUUCUAUGGUGCAGAUACACCUUCUUCUACAUUCUCUACCCCCUUGGCGCUGGAUCCGAAGCAAUGCUCAUCUUCAGCACCUUGCCCAAGUACUUCCCCUGGCAAGGAGCUUGGACCCCACGCGAGUACCUCUACGGAUUCCUCUUUGUCAUCUGGUGGCCAGGCCUUUACUUUAUGUACACUCACAUGAUCAAGCAGCGCAGGAGGGCGCUCGGCAAGGGCUUCUGGGGCGACAAGCUUGCGCAGGAAAAGUCGGAGCAGAGGAGACAGGCCAUUCAGGAGGCCGCCAAGAAGAUCAGGUAGCCUUCGAAGAGGCGAUCUCAAAGGGAGGGAAGGGAGAGGAAAGGGGAAGCUGGAUAAAGCUUUGAUGGGAAAGAUAGGGCAUGAUGCCGCAACGACAGUUGCAGGCAGGACAAAAGGAAGGGGGAAAUCCGGUGGAAAUCACAAGAAAUCAUCGUUCACGGUAUCCGGGCACAUGCCUCUUUGCAGGGCAACAGGAGAUUUCUUUGCGGAAACAGCGAUCUCGACGAACAGAUGCUCACUUCAACUAUGCCUAUUCAGUGCUGCAGUCAGUAGGGAUGCAUCAUGAGCUUCAUCUUAUUUGCAAGAAAUGACCACAUCUGCUUUGCAAUGUCACCUUCUCCUCUUUCUCCUUGAAUUUCUAUCGAAUUGACAUUUCUCUCUUCCCUAUGG